CUGCAUUAUACGUGUAUUUUUCCGGUCCUUGGUCUAUUCGUUCUGACUAGAGAAUUGAUUCAUUUGGUUGGCGAGAACUUGAGCGCGAAUAAUCUAGGAUUUCACUGAAAGCUUAAAGAUGUUAGGGUCAAUAAAAUUAGCUUUAUUUUUAGGAGUAAUUUAUUUAUGUAAAGCCGCCGAAGAGGACGUGCUAGAACUUACAGACGCCGAUUUUUCCAGUAUAUCUGAAUAUGAUACUGUUCUCGUCAUGUUUUACGCACCAUGGUGCGGUCACUGUAAGCGAUUAAAACCCGAAUAUGCUGAUGCGGCCGGCGUGCUAAAGAACGAUGACCCUCCGGUAACUCUCGCUAAAGUUGACUGUACAGAGGGAGGAAAGAGUAGCUGUGAAAAGUUUUCUGUAUCUGGAUAUCCAACACUCAAAAUAUUCAGAAAGGGUGAACUUUCACAAGACUACAAUGGCCCUAGAGAGUCUAAUGGCAUUGUCAAAUAUAUGCGUGCUCAAGUGGGACCCAGUUCAAAGGAUUUACUUACUCUUCAGAGCUUUGAAAAUCUCAUAGCUAAGGAUGAAGUGGUUGUCAUUGGUUUCUUUGAAAAGGAGACAGAUCUGAAGGGAGAAUUCCUGAAAACAGCUGAUAAGAUGCGUGAAGAGGUUGUCUUUGGACACUCUUCUGCACAGGAGGUGCUUGAGAAGACUGGUUACAAGGAUAAUGUCGUUCUCUACCGUCCUAAACGCCUGCACAACAAAUUCGAGAGUGACUUUGUCGAAUACAAGGGCGAGCCAUCUCUGAAGGGUUUCAUAAAGGCCAAUUACCAUGGUUUAGUGGGCAUCCGCCAAAAGGAAAACAUCCAUGAUUUUAUCAACCCACUCGUUGUGGCCUACUACGACGUUGACUAUGUCAAGAACGCUAAGGGGACCAACUACUGGAGGAACCGUGUACUUAAGGUCGCCAAGGAAAUGUCAGACGUGUCAUUCGCAAUCAGCGACAAGGAUGAUUUCAUGCACGAGCUCAAUGACUACGGCAUCGACUUCGCCAAGGGUGACAAGCCAGUUGUAGCCGGCAAGGACAUUGAUGGAAACAAAUACGUUAUGAGCAGCGAAUUCAGUGUCGAAAACCUUUUGACCUUCGCUAAAGACCUAUUAGAUGGAAAACUAGAGCCUUUCAUCAAAUCUGAACCCGUACCAGCAUCAAACGAUGGUCCAGUCAAGGUAGCAGUUGGCAAGAAUUUCAAGGAACUCGUCACGGAUAGUGACAAAGAUGCUCUAAUUGAGUUCUACGCUCCCUGGUGUGGACAUUGUCAGAAACUUGCUCCAGUCUGGGAUGAGCUUGGUGAAAAGUUGAAGGAUGAAGCCGUUGAUAUUGUCAAGAUUGACGCAACCGCUAACGACUGGCCCAAGUCCCUGUAUGAUGUAUCCGGCUUCCCCACAAUCUACUGGAAACCCAAGGACAAAUCUAAGAAACCUGUCAGAUAUAAUGGUGGACGUGCCAUCGAAGAUUUCCUUAAAUAUGUAUCAGAGAACGCUUCCAAUGAACUCAAAGGCUGGGACAGGAAAGGAAACGUCAAGAAAGACGAGUUGUAAACAUGUGAUGUAAACUUUCCAUGAAAGAUCUGUGAGUGCGUGGGUCGUGUGAGCGUUGAGUGCAAGAUAACUUUCAUGUACACAAACAAGUUUGGUUUAUAAUAUAAGACUAUGAUAAGAUUAAUAUAUAAAAAACAAAUACUUUAAAUUCUUAAAAGUCAAGUUUACUUGUCAUUCCAUCGUUUUUAUACAAGUAACUUGACCAUUUCUUCAGGCUUUAUCAAUGAAGUUUGUAUGGUCACACUUUUGUAUGGAAUGGAUGAAGAGAAUAUUUCAUGUAUUUUGUAUGUCAACUUUAUAUUAUAUGGAACUUUUUCAUAGAUAAAGCCCCAAUGGAUUUAAAUACAAUAAUUUGAAAUGCAUUUCUUUCUCAGUGAAAAUAAAUAAAAUUAGGUAAUAUUUAUAGAA
Molecule: messenger RNA, 1987 nt
Organism: Melitaea cinxia (Glanville fritillary)
Lineage: Eukaryota; Metazoa; Arthropoda; Insecta; Lepidoptera; Nymphalidae
Gene: ERp57
Product: protein disulfide-isomerase A3
Exons: 9
Coding region: 119-1579 (486 amino acids)
Biological process (GO): protein folding; response to endoplasmic reticulum stress
Cellular component (GO): endoplasmic reticulum
Molecular function (GO): protein disulfide isomerase activity
Source: RefSeq, a predicted model, not a curated record